CUGGGCGCCGCUGUAAACGCGAAGUAGAAGCUCUCGAUUGGGCAGUAUUUAGCUUUUGGUAAAGCGAGUUAACCAAUCAGAGUAUGUACAUCCUCCCAGAGAUCCCGCCCCUUCCUCAAGGUAUCAUUUGGUGGCGGGAAAAGUUCGCAAGUUUUCGCGCCGGGGCGGGGUCACCCAAGAAGGUCCGCGCGACUUUGGAGGAGGUAGCUGCAAGUUGACAAGCAUGGCGGGGACCGUGGUACUGGAUGAUGUGGAGCUACGGGAGGCGCAGAGAGAUUACCUGGACUUCUUGGAUGACGAGGAAGACCAGGGAAUUUAUCAGAGCAAAGUUCGGGAGCUGAUCAGUGACAACCAGUACCGGCUGAUUGUUAAUGUGAAUGACCUACGCAGGAAAAAUGAGAAUAGGGCUAAUCGCCUCCUGAACAAUGCCUUUGAGGAGCUGGUUGCCUUCCAGCGGGCCUUAAAGGAUUUUGUGGCCUCCAUUGAUGCCACCUAUGCCAAGCAGUAUGAGGAGUUCUACAUAGGACUGGAGGGCAGCUUUGGCUCCAAGCACGUCUCUCCCCGGACUCUGACCUCCUGCUUCCUCAGCUGUGUAGUCUGUGUGGAGGGCAUUGUCACUAAGUGCUCUCUCGUUCGACCCAAAGUUGUCCGCAGUGUCCACUACUGUCCUGCUACCAAGAAGACCAUAGAGCGACGUUAUUCUGAUCUCACCACCCUGGUGGCCUUUCCCUCCACCUCUGUCUACCCCACCAAGGAUGAGGAGAACAAUCCCCUUGAGACAGAAUACGGCCUUUCUGUCUACAAGGACCACCAGACCAUCACCAUCCAGGAGAUGCCGGAGAAGGCCCCCGCUGGCCAGCUUCCCCGCUCAGUAGAUGUCAUUCUGGAUGAUGACUUGGUGGAUAAGGUGAAGCCUGGUGACCGAGUCCAGGUGGUGGGGACCUACCGUUGCCUUCCUGGAAAGAAGGGAGGCUACACCUCUGGGAACUUCAGGACGAUUCUGAUCGCCUGCAAUGUGAAGCAGAUGAGCAAGGACAUUCAGCCUUCAUUCUCUGCUGAGGACAUAGCCAAGAUCAAGAAGUUCAGUAAAACCCGAUCCAAGGAUAUCUUUGACCAGCUGGCCAGGUCAUUGGCCCCUAGCAUCUAUGGGCAUGACUAUGUGAAGAAGGCAAUCCUCUGCUUGCUCUUGGGAGGGGUGGAACGAGACCUAGAAAACGGCAGUCACAUCCGUGGGGACAUCAACAUUCUCCUAAUAGGAGACCCAUCGGUUGCUAAGUCUCAGCUUCUGCGGUAUGUGCUUUGCACUGCCCCCCGGGCCAUCCCUACCACCGGCCGGGGCUCCUCUGGAGUGGGUCUGACGGCCGCUGUCACCACAGACCAGGAAACAGGGGAACGCCGUCUGGAAGCGGGGGCCAUGGUCCUGGCGGACCGAGGCGUGGUCUGCAUCGAUGAGUUUGACAAGAUGUCUGACAUGGACCGCACCGCCAUCCAUGAAGUGAUGGAGCAGGGUCGAGUCACCAUCGCCAAGGCUGGCAUCCACGCGCGACUGAAUGCCCGCUGCAGUGUUCUGGCAGCAGCCAACCCCGUCUAUGGCAGGUAUGAUCAGUACAAGACCCCUAUGGAGAACAUCGGGCUGCAGGACUCGCUGCUAUCCCGAUUUGACUUACUCUUCAUCAUGCUGGACCAGAUGGACCCUGAGCAGGAUCGGGAGGUCUCGGACCACGUCCUCAGGAUGCACCGUUACCGGGCACCAGGGGAGCAGGAUGGCGAUGCUAUGCCUUUGGGCAGUGCGGUGGAUAUCCUGGCCACAGAUGAUCCCAACUUUAAUCAGGAAGACCAGCAAGACACCCAGAUUUAUGAGAAGCAUGACAACCUUCUGCAUGGGAACAGGAAGAAAAAGGAGAAGAUGGUGAAUGCAGCUUUCAUGAAGAAGUACAUCCACGUGGCCAAAAUCAUCAAGCCCAUCCUAACACAGGAGUCGGCUGCCCACAUUGCAGAGGAGUACUCACGCCUGCGCAGCCAGGACAGCAUGAGCUCUGACACAGCCAGGACGUCUCCAGUUACAGCGCGGACACUGGAAACCCUGAUCCGAUUGGCCACGGCCCACGCCAAGGCCCGCAUGAGCAAGACUGUGGACCUGCAGGAUGCAGAGGAAGCCGUGGAGUUGGUCCAGUACGCUUACUUCAAAAAGGUUCUGGAGAAGGAGAAGAAACGUAAGAAGCAAGAUGAUGAUGAAUCAGAGAUAGAAGAUGAAGAAGAGAAAAGCCAGGAAGACCAAGGACAGAAGCGGAAGAGGAGGAAGACUCGUCAUCACUCAGAUGCCAGGGAUGGGGACUCAUAUGACCCCUACGACUUCAGUGACACAGAGAAGGAAAUGCCUCAAGUGCAAACUCCAAAGUCAGCGGACACACAGGAGGCCGUGGAAUCCCAGCAGGUGGAGCUGAGUGAAUCCAGGUUGAAGGCAUUCAAGGUGGCCCUCUUGGAGGUGUUCCGGGAAGCUCAUGCCCAGUCGGUGGGCAUGAAUCGUCUCACAGAAUCCAUCAACCGGGACAAAGAAGAGCCAUUCUCCUCAGAGGAGAUCCAGGCAGCGCUGAGCAAGAUGCAGGACGACAACCAGGUUAUGGUGUCGGAGGGCAUCAUCUUCCUCAUCUGAGGAGGCCUCGUGUCUAAACUUUGGGGAUCUGCCAAGAAAGUCCCCACCCUAACUCCCAGUUUGGUCUUUGCCUUUCUUCCUGUGAAUAAGUGUUUAAUUGAAUUGAAGCCAAGGGGCAUGUGCUGAAGCUGAAUCAGGACUUGCUGGAAGCUUUGGGAAUGAAAGCUGCCAUGAGGUAGAGAGUGAAGUGGGAAAGGGCCAAGACUGUUGCCUCUUGUUGCAAAAGACUGGAUCCCCAAAUGGAAGACUUCUGAGUAUAUUGGGGCUCAUCUGGUUUUUGUUCAUCCUUUCAGUGUUGGUUGGCUUUUAUUUUCUCCCAAGCACUUUGGUCUAGAGCAGGCUUUAAGGUCUUUACACUGGUGGAGAGAAGUUCUGGAAGCAAGUCAUGGAGGCCAAGAAAGCUUUCUUUGCACAAACACCAGUCAAGACCAAUAUGAUAAACCUUUGGCCUAAAUACUCAAGACUUUGGAUAUACUUACCCAUUCUUAUUCUAUGCAUAUGGCCUUUGUACUGUGUGCUGUUACAGACACAUUUAAUUUUUUCUUAAAAGCUCUGCCCUACAAGAUUUACUGCUCCUGUAUUUGCAUGAGUCCACCACAAGGUGGCAGCAGGCUACCGUGCACUCUGCAAGUUAGGUCUUAUAGUCAGUUUUCUUCCUCAGUGACACCAGCAUUUAUCAGUCCAAGUUGUAAGCACCAGACCCUGCUGAUUUAAAAUAGCUAAAUAGCCACAGGAGGCCAAUGUGUGGAAGUCUAGGAGGAGAAUGAUUCUCUGCUGGCUUCCCGAGCCCAGGUGAAAUCCCCUUCAUGAGAAACAAUACCUGAUAUAUCUGAUAUCUCAAAAUCAUGUGAGUUUUGCCCAUAAAGAAAUAACAGGAUUUUUGUGAAACCACAUAUACCUGUGUGUACAGCUUUUGGGGUUUGUUAGUCUGUACAGAUGUUUGUAGAUGGGCCAGGGCAAUAUUUCUACUGUUGUAUGGUUUGAAUACCUUCUGAAAAACAUUUAAAGUUACUUAAAAUUUUUUUAAAUGGUGUGAUUUUAUGGGGGCCUUGGUCACAUGCACUGGAAGCUGCUUGGAAGAGAAGAGGCUUGGCUGGUUCUCUGCUGUCAGACUGACGUGGUGCUUCUUUAUGUUCAGAGGGGCCCCUCCCCCUGAAGCUGUGAAGCAGAAGAUUUUCUUUUUCCUUUGGUUUUUCGUGGCAUAAGGUUUUUGGAGGGAAGACAACCUUGUUGGGGAGGUCCAUUUAAUCAUCUUUGUGGUUUAUUCACAGUUACGAAGUCUGGGUCCUAGUGGGAGUGAUCUAGAGAGCACAGUUCCAAAGGGGGGAGGGCGGUGGUCCCAGAGGGAGACUGAUGUCGGGACCGGCAGCGGGUGUGAUGUACUGGAGGCGACAGUAGGUGCAGAGGUGGGCUUUCCUGCUCUUGAGGCCUGCAGGCUGGGGACAUGUAUGCCUAAUGUGUCAGCAUGUGCAGGGGUGCGCAGAGUAGGUUUACGGUUUAUGUGGAAACUAAUAGAAAAAUAAAUAAGAACAAACUUUCACUUAAACCCACUUUUGCCCAUCCCUGUAUACCGAAUGAGGACACAAAGUAAAGAGCUAUGGGAAUCAAGGGGUCAGUAGAGAAUCGGGGGGAGGGUGGAACCUACUGACGGGGCACUGGUGUAGAGAAAAGCUAGGGGUUUUCAGGGGUCUUCUCAAGUCAUAUGUUUCGAAAAGGCCAAACACUUUGUCAAUAGGACUCUUACUCUCUACCCUUCGCUCCUGAGGAAACUGAGGCACAGAGAGGGAGAGUGACCAGGAGCACCCAGCGUUUUGGUAGUGCCUGUAAUGCCAACUGUACCGUGCUGACUGCUCAGCUCUGCAAGCAAAUGAACAGAAGAUAGAAGGCUGUCGAGGCAGCCACGAUGGACGUUGUAGUAAAAUAACGUACUGUUAGGGACUCAAUCUCUACAGUGAGUUUUUAAAAAUUUGUGUGUAUAAUUUUCCAACUUAGGAAAAAAUAAAAGAAGUCAGUAAGCA
This is a messenger RNA of Artibeus jamaicensis (Jamaican fruit-eating bat), 4671 nucleotides long. It is a transcript of the gene MCM3, whose product is annotated as minichromosome maintenance complex component 3. Gene Ontology annotation, molecular function: ATP hydrolysis activity; single-stranded DNA helicase activity; ATP binding. Gene Ontology annotation, cellular component: MCM complex; nucleus. Bases 224 to 2653 code for a protein of 809 amino acids. The record is from RefSeq and is a predicted model, not a curated record. The transcript is spliced from 17 exons. NCBI's taxonomy places the organism in Eukaryota, Metazoa, Chordata, Mammalia, Chiroptera, Phyllostomidae. Gene Ontology annotation, biological process: DNA strand elongation involved in DNA replication; double-strand break repair via break-induced replication; DNA replication.